UUUGGCUUUCAGUUUUGAAGAUUCUAGUUCCUGAUCAAUUGGCCCUGUUUUUGGCCCUGUGGUGAGGCAGACAUCAUGGUGAGUGCAUGUAGAACAAAAUUGCUCACCUCAUGGCCUAGGAGCAAAAGAAAGAAAGAGGAAGGCAUCAGGGUUCCAUUAUUCCCUGCCAGGGCAUACUUCCAAUGACGUGAAGACCUCCACUAUGUGCCAUCUGUAAAGAUUAUGUCACCUUCCAAGAGCACCAUCUUGGAGACCAAGCAUUUAACACAUGGGCCUUUGGGCAGCAUUUAAGAUCCAAGCCAUAGCAUUCUCCUUGCUCUUACAAUCUAUCUGGAGGAAAUGGGUUGAGGUGAUGAAAAGGGUUUAGAAGUAGCUCUAGUUUGAAACUGGGGCUAAUGUUUUGAUUAGAAAUGGCUAGACUGACUGGGGUUCUGCUCUAGGAUGACCUUCAUCCACUGAGAACACAGAUGAAUUCAUGGGAUUGAGGAGCCUCACAAAGCUGGUGACAACUAAGCUGCUCAAGGCAGGAAGAACGCUGAGCUGUUCAGUGGAGGUUUCUCUGGAUCUGGAGAGAAAAGGCAACUUUGGAACCAGUAAUGAGCCAUCCUGACGGCAGGCUGAACCUCCGGCCCCCGGGGACUCUCAAAGGUGUGUCCUCUGUGCUUGGCCCACAUGGUGUUGGUGCUUCACCAGGUGAGAAAAAGUCAAGGAACAAGAGCACUCGAGGGAAGAGAAAGAGCAUAUUUGAAACCUACAUGUCCAAGGAGGAUGUUUCAGAAGGCUUGAAGAGAGGAAUGCUUAUCCAGGGUGUGUUGAGAAUUAAUCCAAAGAAGUUUCAUGAAGCUUUCAUUCCUUCCCCGGAUGGUGAUCGAGACAUUUUUAUUGAUGGGGUUGUUGCUCGUAAUAGAGCCCUAAAUGGGGACCUGGUGGUUGUGAAACUGCUUCCUGAGGAGCAGUGGAAGUUAAUUAAACCGGAGAGCAAUGACAAAGACACAGAAGCUGCCGAUGAAUCUGAUCUCCCGGAGGAGCUUUGUGGACACCACCUUCCUCAGCAGUCUCUCAAAGGCUAUAAUGACAGUCCUGAUGUCAUUAUAGAGGCUCAGUUUGAUGACAGCGACAUAGAAGAUAAACACAACACCACACAGGAUGUGCUGAUUGAUGGUGUUAAAAACCUUUCAGUUUGUGUUCCUGACAAAGGAAACACGAGUUCUAGUGCACCAGUUUUAAAAGAUGAUAGCACCUCCAUGUUGCAAGACCCAAGAACUUUAUCAGAGAAGUCACUACAGAAGUCAGCAAAGGUGGUUUACAUCUUGGAGAAAAAACAUUCCCGAGCAGCAACCGGCGUCCUCAAACUCUUGGCAGAUAAGAACAGUGAAUUGUUUAGGAAAUAUGCUCUAUUUUCUCCUUCAGACCACCGAGUGCCUAGAAUUUAUGUACCUCUCAAGGACUGUCCCCAGGACUUUGUGACCCGGCCUAAAGAUUAUGCCAAUACUCUGUUCAUCUGCCGCAUUGUAGACUGGAAGGAGGACAGCAAUUUUGCCCUGGGGCAGCUGGCUAAGAGUCUUGGGCAGGCUGGUGAAAUUGAGCCUGAAACAGAAGGGAUCCUAACAGAGUAUGGUGUAGAUUUUUCUGAUUUCUCUUCAGACGUUCUAGAAUGUCUCCCUCAAAGCCUGCCCUGGACAAUUCCACCUGAGGAGUUCAGCAGGAGAAGAGACUUAAGAAAAGACUGUAUCUUCACCAUUGACCCAUCAACUGCCCGAGACCUCGAUGAUGCUCUCUCCUGCAGGCCACUAGCUGAAGGCACCUUUGAAGUGGGCGUCCACAUUGCUGAUGUGAGUUACUUCAUUCCUGAGGGAUCCCAUCUGGAUAAGGUGGCUGCUGAGAGAGCCACAAGUGUCUACUUAGUUCAGAAGGUGGUUCCCAUGCUUCCCAGGAUGCUGUGUGAGGAGCUGUGUAGCCUCAAUCCCAUGACCGACAAGCUGACCUUCUCUGUGAUCUGGACAUUGACUCCUGAGGGCAAGAUCCUUGAGGAGUGGUUUGGCCGGACUGUCAUCCGCUCCUGUACAAAACUGAGCUAUGAGCACGCACAGAGCAUGAUUGAAAGCCCAACUGAGACAAUCCCUGAGAAGCAGCUGCCCCCCAUCUCCCCAGAGCACAGCAGCGAGGAAGUUCACCAGGCUGUCCUGAACCUGCACCGAAUUGCAAGGCACCUUCGCCAGCAGCGCUUUGUGGAUGGCGCGCUCCGUUUGGAUCAGCUAAAACUUGCUUUCACUCUGGACCAUGAGACUGGAUUGCCUCAAGGAUGUCAUAUCUAUGAGUACCGAGACAGCAACAAGCUCGUGGAGGAGUUCAUGCUUUUGGCCAACAUGGCAGUGGCCCACAAGGUCUACCGCACCUUCCCUGAGCAGGCCCUGCUGCGUCGGCACCCCCCACCCCAGACAAAGAUGCUCAAUGACCUGGUGGAAUUCUGCAACCAGAUGGGGCUGCCCAUGGAUGUCAGUUCUGCAGGGGCCCUCAAUAAAAGUCUUACCAAAACAUUUGGAGAUGACAAGUAUUCACUGGCCCGGAAGGAAGUACUCACCAACAUGUACUCUCGGCCCAUGCAGAUGGCGCUCUACUUCUGCUCGGGGGUGCUGCAGGACCAGGCACAGUUCCAACACUACGCCCUCAACGUGCCACUCUACACGCAUUUCACCUCACCCAUCCGCCGCUUUGCCGACGUCAUGGUACACCGCCUCCUGGCUGCUGCGUUGGGCUAUAGGGAGCGGUCAGAUACAGAGCCCGAUGUCCUGCAGAAGAAAGCUGACCACUGCAACGAUCGCCGCAUGGCAUCCAAGCGUGUGCAGGAGCUCAGCAUUGGCCUCUUCUUUGCCAUCCUAGUCAAGGAGAGUGGCCCCCUGGAAUCAGAAGCCAUGGUUAUGGGUGUCCUGAACCAAGCCUUCGAUGUGCUGGUGCUGCGCUACGGGGUGCAGAAGCGCAUCUACUGCAACGCACUGGCCCUGCGGUCCUACCACUUCCAGAAGGUGGGGAAGAAGCCAGAGCUCACACUAGUCUGGGAGCCUGAGGACCCUGAGCAGGAGCCCACUCAGCAGAUCAUCACCAUCUUCAGCCUGGUGGAAGUGGUCCUGCGGGCAGAAGCUGCUGUUCUCAAGUACAGUGCCACCCUGAAGCGGCCAGGUGCUCAGAGCUCCCUGGGCCUGGAGGAGGAGGAUCCUGAUGAUGAGUUGGAGGACUGAGCUACCAGGCCUGUCGCCUGCCCUGGCCUUCUGGCUUUUAGGAGUGGGACCUUUUGACACCAAAGGGGAUUUUUAAUUUGGUUUUUAACAACUCAGGGGUUUGUUUUUAUUUUUAUUUUUCAUUUUAUUUUUGCAGCUUAGUUUUUAAAUGAACUGAAGGGGAGAGGGUGGGGCUAGAUGGAAGGCUGAGCCUAGCAAGUGUUUCCCCAAACAGAGAGAGCCCUGGUCCUCCUGGAAGGCAAGCCCUGCUUCUGCCAGGCCACCCACUGCCCUCCCCUUCCCAGGAAAUGGGGGGUUCAGAAAAUCAGUGUUAUGGAAUAAAAUCAAGUGUGAAGUGCUGUCUGUGUGGGUGAUAUGGGAAGCCUGGCAGCAGGGUGCCCCACGCACCCAGGGUGGCUCAGGCCCCACCUCACAGCUGAGCUGGUGUCAACAGCCCAGAACUUUCCUGCCAGCUCCAGAAUGAUUCA
This is a messenger RNA of Castor canadensis (American beaver), 3703 nucleotides long. It is a transcript of the gene Dis3l2, whose product is annotated as DIS3 like 3'-5' exoribonuclease 2. NCBI's taxonomy places the organism in Eukaryota, Metazoa, Chordata, Mammalia, Rodentia, Castoridae. Gene Ontology annotation, biological process: miRNA catabolic process; mRNA catabolic process. Gene Ontology annotation, molecular function: 3'-5'-RNA exonuclease activity; RNA binding. Gene Ontology annotation, cellular component: P-body. The record is from RefSeq and is a predicted model, not a curated record.